This is a messenger RNA of Olea europaea var. sylvestris, 799 nucleotides long. Its product is annotated as auxin-responsive protein IAA17-like. The transcript is spliced from 5 exons. The record is from RefSeq and is a predicted model, not a curated record. Gene Ontology annotation, biological process: regulation of DNA-templated transcription. NCBI's taxonomy places the organism in Eukaryota, Viridiplantae, Streptophyta, Magnoliopsida, Lamiales, Oleaceae. Gene Ontology annotation, molecular function: protein binding. Gene Ontology annotation, cellular component: nucleus. The coding region runs from base 74 to 661 and encodes 195 amino acids.
CUUCAAGUUCAACGAUCCUAAUUUUCUCUAAUCUUUAUAGCUUGCCAAUUACCAAUUUAUAAAGACAGAAAAAAUGUCAUCAGAAAUAACAAAAGAGUUGCUGGAAUCUGAAACCUCUGGCGUUCUGAAAACGGAGCUCACUUUAGGUUUGCCCGGCGAUUCGCUAGUUCAGAAGUCUGGUAUAAAGCGUGGAUUUUCCGACGUCGAUCUGAAGCUGGCGAACUAUGACCAAGCUGAAUCACAACCUCCUCCCCAGGCUCAGGUUGUGGGAUGGCCUCCAGUGAGAUCAUACAGGAAGAACUUGAUAAAAAAUUGCAAAUACGUGAAAGUAGGCGUAGAUGGGGCUCCAUAUUUAAGAAAAAUUGAUCUGGAAAUACACAGUAGCUACCAGGAUUUGUUGACUGCAAUGGGAGAUAUGUUUACAUGCUUAACCAUAUGUAAUGUGUUGAAUGAGAGGAAACUCAUGGACUCUGCAAAUGGUGAAGAGUACGUGCCAACUUAUGAGGACAAAGAUGGAGAUUGGAUGUUAGUUGGAGAUGUCCCUUGGAAAAUGUUUGUUGAAUCAUGUAAGAGACUGAGGUUGAUGACAAGCUCUGAGGCAAUUGGAUUGGGUGCAGCAGCUCCAAGUACACCUUCAAAGGGCUCAAGUACGAGCUGUUAAAAGAAGUGAUUCUGGGAAUCCAUGGCUGAGCGACUGUACAGACCUUCACUUUCAUUUUUGAAGAAUUAUACAUGCUCUAGAGUUUACGGUUACUUAAAUUUACGAAUAUUUAAAUAAAAACGUGUCUGUAGUUUUUUA